AUGCAACCGCCACAAGCAUCGGCUGGGUCGCAGCAGGUCCAGUCGCAGCCAUCUUCACAGCAAUCCUAUUCUAUGAGCCAGCCUUCAUCGCAGACGAACACGCAAUCGGGCUACCGACAGUACACUGAGCCGCCCAAGUUAAACCCGGAGCCCGACAUGGAGAUCUAUUCGGCCGUCUAUUCCGGUGUCAAUGUCUACGAGAUGGAGGUCAACAACGUCGCGGUCAUGCGCCGCCAGGCCGACGGCUGGCUGAACGCCACGCAGAUUCUCAAGGUAGCUGGUGUCGACAAAGGCCGUCGCACUAAGAUCUUGGAGAAAGAAAUCCAAACUGGCGAGCACGAAAAGGUCCAGGGCGGCUACGGCAAGUACCAGGGCACCUGGAUUCCGUACGAGCGCGGCGUCGAAGUGUGUCGCCAGUACGGAGUCGAAGAGACACUCAAGAAGCUGCUUACCCACAAGCGUGGGCAAGAAGGCCAGGGCGCUGAUGUCGACACUCCGACCAAGGAGCAGGCGAUGGCAGCCCAGCGCAAGCGCAUGUAUAAUGCUGCUUCCCAGGAAAAUCGCGCCAACGGCUCGUCGGGCACAUUUUUCAAGAACAUCUCGUCGACUGCCUCGCAUGCCAUCAAUGCGAUCAGCAAAGCCCGGUUCGACUCUCCUGGCCCACGCAAUCGCAAUGGCUUGUCAACGCGCGCGCCUAGCUUCAAUCGUCAACCGUCGAUGCAGGAGGGAGAUAACCCGGCCAACUCGCAGCAGAGCUACGUCUCGGAUUUUGCGCAUGGCGACCAGGCUAGUCAAGGCCAGGCGGCGGAAGGUGGCGAGCAGCCCCCUAGGAAGCGCCAGCGUGUGUUGACGCCUGCUAACAGCUUUGGCGGCACAACUCCCAACUACCCGCAUCCCGACGGUGGCUACGGGGCUAACUUCCCCGGGUCGCCUACGGAGCCGAACGAGUCGUUCAUCUACUCGCAGCAUGGCGUCGUCGAUCCUGAGGCUAACUGGGCGCCUGGCCCGUUGCGUCCCCUUCCAUGGGAUAAUGGCCCCGAGGCCGAGCAUAAGCGUAAUAUUUUGAUGAGUCUAUUCAUGGACCAGAACCCGCCAGAUGAAAGCAAAAAGCGCUUGCUGCGCGGCAUGAUCCCGCAGGAUCUGGAUGCACCCAUCGAUACGCAAAGCCAUACUGCCGUGCAUUGGGCUGCUACAUUGGCUCGGAUACCACUGCUGCGGGCCCUCAUUGAAGCAGGCGCCAGCCCAUUCCGUGUUAAUGCUGCCGGCGAAACGGCUCUGAUGCGGGCAUGCUCUGUUACCAACGCUAUGGACCACAACGCCUUCCCUGAGCUGCUCGACGUUCUCGGCUGCACCCUCGACGUGCGCGACGAUCGCGGCCGCACUGUCCUGCAUCACAUCGCCUUCACCAGCGGUGUCAAGGGACGCAAUGCUUCAUGCCGUUACUACCUGGAGAGCCUGCUCGAGUGGGUUGUGCGCCAGGGUAGCGCGCCGAGCACUCAGAACCAGAAUAGCAAUGGCCCCGUGGUCCCUAAGAUGUCCAUUGGCCGGUUCAUGAGUGAGAUUGUUAAUGCCCAGGAUAAUGCCGGCGACACGGCCCUCAGCAUUGCUGCACGCAUCGGCAACCGCAGCAUUGUGUCACAGUUGCUCGAGGUCGGCGCGGACCCGAACAUCCGAAAUCGGGCUGGCUUGUGCCCGGUCGACUUCGGUAUCGGCACUGAGGACCACGUCAAUGGUGGUUCAACAGACCGGAAUGCCUCUCAGGGGUCGAGCCAGAAGACUAGCCAAAACAGUGAGGCUGUUGUUAACUCCAUUUCCAACCUCAUCGAGGAAUCCUCAUCCAUCUUUCAAGACGAACUCAAAAAGAAGCAGGAGUCCAUCGACGCCCUGCACAGCUCCCUACGCACAACCUCGGCACAGGUUGGCGAGGCUCGUCGCGCGCUUGAAGCCCUCCAAGAAAAGCUCAAAGCCCAGCAGCUAGCACGCCAGAAAGUCAUCAACCUUAAGCGGGCAUGCGACGAAGAGGAGUACCAUCUCCUACAGCUGGAGCAGCGCCACGGUAGGCUGGAUGUCGCGAGCGAAAAUGCUUGGGAGAUGGAGCUUGAGGCGGUCAUGAAUGCGCUUGGGUUGGUUAAGGAUGGAGAGGCUACGUCCUCGCCGGCAAAUGUCACUUUGACAGAUGCGGCCAAGGAGCAGAUUGCUAAGUUGCCGAGUAGUGCUGUGCUGAGGGCCAGGAUCAAGGCGUUGCGUGAGAGAUCUGCGCAGACAGAGCAGGCUGUAGAGGAUUUGCGGGCGAGAAGCAAAGAGCGCGAGAUGAAGUAUCGUCGGUUGGUCGCACUGUGCACGCGCCGGCCGGACAGCGAAGUUGACGCCCUGAUUGACACGCUCACAAAGGCAGUCGAGUCGGAGAAGGGCGAGCUCGAGAUUGGCCGCGUCCGGCGGUUCUUGGGGGGCGUCGAGGGUGCUUCGUUGAGUUGA
Molecule: messenger RNA, 2475 nt
Organism: Thermochaetoides thermophila DSM 1495
Lineage: Eukaryota; Fungi; Ascomycota; Sordariomycetes; Sordariales; Chaetomiaceae
Exons: 3
Coding region: 1-2475 (824 amino acids)
Cellular component (GO): SBF transcription complex; MBF transcription complex
Molecular function (GO): DNA binding; protein binding; transcription coactivator activity
Source: RefSeq, a predicted model, not a curated record